Fomitiporia mediterranea MF3/22 is the source of this 707-nucleotide messenger RNA. RefSeq lists its product as uncharacterized. The record is from RefSeq and is a predicted model, not a curated record. NCBI's taxonomy places the organism in Eukaryota, Fungi, Basidiomycota, Agaricomycetes, Hymenochaetales, Hymenochaetaceae. The coding region runs from base 293 to 601 and encodes 102 amino acids. The transcript is spliced from 3 exons.
UACAAGGACAGGCGAAGUCUUCCGUACUUUCAAUGUCUACAGAACAGUCUUCGUUGUCCUCGGAUUUCUGGCUUGGGGAUUUCCAAUAUCUUGCUGAGCCCCUGCUGUGUGGCUUACUGCCGAUUGCCAGCAGUUUGCAAAAGACGACUACACGUAAAAGGCCAGUAAGGAGGCAAUAGAAUGCUGAAUAGGGAGAUUCCCUCACAUAACCUUCUCCCCGACCUGGUCCCGCUUCAACUAGAGCCACAUCCACGGUUGUAUAUUUGACAUUAUCGACAACUCUGCAUUUGUUAUGCGAAGUAACCGAAACGGUUCUGGACUGCUAUCUGUUAUUCCUACUUAUCGAGGCGAAUCGUCUUACGGAGCAAGAAUUUCACGUGCAGCAAGAAAACUAGAGCUGGCUUUCCUACUUCUCAUCCACCGCGUUGCGUCAUUGAGGUAUGCGAGUCGUAGUCACUUGGUUCGCGUAUUCUCAAAUCCAGAAGUAGCCAGCUCAUUGUCCCCGGCCCUCUCGAGUGGUUUGCCACUUAAGUACCGGAAUGCCGGAUCUACUGGAGAAUACGAUCUUUUCAGGCGACGCACGGUGACGUCUACUCUCUAGCGGAAUCUUCUAGUCAACUUGAGAGCUUCAGUGGUCAUACCAGACGAGACGAGCAUGUAUAGCUUCAAUGAGAAUUUUCGACUUACCAAUACGGUACGAAUGCUGC